AUGGCGCCCAGGACAAAAUUAUCGGAGAGCUUGCCACCUUUACUUUUCGGCACCGCUACCUUCACGUAUCAAUUCAAUGUCGAUCCAUACGCUUUAGGACCAGUGCCUCUGGUUCAAAAGGCGCUGCAGCAUGGCGUUCGUGGCUUCGAUACUUCACCAUACUAUGGGCCAGCUGAAAGCAUCCUCGGCGAUGCACUCGACACAUCUUUCGUCCGACAGCACUUUCCGCGCGACCAGUAUCACAUCCUGACCAAGGUCGGAAGGAUAGGUGGUGAUGUCUUUGACUAUUCGCCAGAGUGGAUCAGGCACAGCGUUGCGCGCAGUUGCACAAGGCUGCAUACCGACUACCUGGACGUGGUUUAUUGCCACGAUGUCGAAUUCGUUUCGCCAGCCGAGGUUCUUGGCGCUAUCCAAGAGUUGAGGCGAAUUAGAGACGAAGAAGGCUCGUUACGCUAUGUUGGCAUUUGCGGCUAUCCUGUUGAUGUGCUCUGCGACUUGGCCGAAAUGAUACUGCGCGAGACCGGCGAGCCACUCGAUAUCGUCCAAUCCUACGCCAACUUCACAAUCCAGAAUACCCGACUGCUGUCGCAUGGACUUCAAAGGCUCGUCAACGCCGGUGCAUGGGGCACUACGCGUCAAGGGCCUCCGAUUGGGGCUAUGGGCAAUUGGCAUCCAGCUCCAGACGAUCUACGCAAAGCAUGUGCCAACGCCGCUAAGUGGACCGAGGCCCAGGGCGAGAAGCUCGAAGUCGUGGCAGUCCGCUUUGCGCUGGAGAACUGGCUGCGAGAAGGUGCAAAAGCUGGCAGCUAUGCCAACCCACGCGGCAACGGUGAUGGAGGCUUUGACAGUAGUCCUGACCGUCCUACAAAAGUUGGGGUCAAUGUCAUGGGCGUCAGCAAGAUUGAAGAGCUGGACGAGACGAUGCGUGUCUGGCAUAGCGUUCUUGAUGGCCUCGCAGAUGGCAAUGAUCUUGAUGCAGGCAGCAUGACACCAUCAGACGCCCUGACGGACCACGAAUGGAGUCUGAAGCGACGACAGCAGAUCCGAGUCCUUGCGAAGAGCAUUCAUUUCGCGUGGGCAUCCCCUGAGCCUGGCUUCAUCAACAAGGGCAACCCGGCCCCACUCAACUUCAGAAGCAAACCUGAGGCUACCGGCAUUUUGACUCCCCCGCCUUCAGGUGAUGAUCUGCUGUAG
Cyphellophora attinorum is the source of this 1194-nucleotide messenger RNA. RefSeq names its product D-arabinose 1-dehydrogenase. The record is from RefSeq and is a predicted model, not a curated record. The transcript has 3 exons. Lineage: Eukaryota; Fungi; Ascomycota; Eurotiomycetes; Chaetothyriales; Cyphellophoraceae. Gene Ontology annotation, biological process: dehydro-D-arabinono-1,4-lactone biosynthetic process. Gene Ontology annotation, cellular component: cytosol. Bases 1 to 1194 code for a protein of 397 amino acids. Gene Ontology annotation, molecular function: D-arabinose 1-dehydrogenase [NAD(P)+] activity.